Molecule: messenger RNA, 4476 nt
Organism: Ctenopharyngodon idella (grass carp)
Lineage: Eukaryota; Metazoa; Chordata; Actinopteri; Cypriniformes; Xenocyprididae
Gene: osmr
Product: oncostatin M receptor
Exons: 18
Coding region: 182-2755 (857 amino acids)
Molecular function (GO): protein binding
Source: RefSeq, a predicted model, not a curated record
CUUCUUUUUCUAGGGAUGUAUUCAGCAAAGCUGCUGGACGGAGGGGGAUUGGAGAUGGGACGGACCACGGCGAAAGCGUGGGCGGCUUCGUGACCAGUAGGAGGAGAACUUUAACGGUUCAUAACACCUCCUACACAGAAUCACACAGCAGAAUGCUGAAGGACUUUACAUCUACAAAAAAAUGAUUUUUCAUUGGAGAAAGAUGCUUUUAAUUUUCAUCCUGUUUGAAAAUGCUGAAGGCUGGGAUUCUUCUUCAGAUACUGUGCCGAACAUUAUUAAACUUCAGGCCAUGGACAUGUGGAGACUGGAGAUGGCGUGGACUAUGAAUCAGAAAAAAGAACACAGAAAUCAAACGUAUGAAAUACAAGUUGGACGCUCAGCAAACAUGGAUAUUGUCGACAGCAUGAAUGUAAGCAGAGGGCCACUGGACACAGUUCACACAAUGGUUUGGACCUCACAGCUCCCACUGAACUGUGUAGAUCACUCUGUCAGAAUAAGACUCAUCUCUGAUGCUUCACCAUCCAGCUCUUGGAGUUUAUGGAAAACCAACUAUGGGGAGAUGAACUUGGCUCAUGAUGAAAUCCGAAUGUUCCCAGAAGAUGAGGUGUUACGGGAGGGCUCCACAGUGAUGUUCUGCUGCAUUUAUUCCACAGAGACAAACAUCACCUCUAUGUUUUUCAACAACACAGAGUACAAAGUCAUCAACAUAAGCCCACAGGUCAAAGCCAUUAGAGUGGAAAACAUCAAAGCCACAAAUACAUACGGUGUCAACUUCUACUGCAGGAUGGACAGUAUAGUUGUGAACUCUGUCAUCUUUCCUCCUGAUAAACCUCAGGACUUCAGAUGUGAGACCGAAGACAUGCGAAACAUCAACUGCUCAUGGAAAAUAAAAGCUCCUAAUCUACAGGGUCAGCAGGGAAGGAAGUACACAUUACUAAUCAGUGACUCCAGGAAUGUCAGCUGUAAUCCUAAAUCAAAUUCUGCAUCCUGCAGUUUUGAAGUCAUCCCACAUCAGAUCAACUACAAAAUCACCUUACUCGUGACAAACAGUUUGGGGCAAGAGAGCGAGACCUACAUAUUCAAUAUCACAGACAGAGUUUUUCCAGUCCCUGAGCGUCUUGACGUGACUGCAGGUGUGUUGGAUUCAGUGGUGGUCUUACAGCUGAAUGGGAGUUUCAAAGGACUUCUUUUGGUUUGCCAGAUUGAACUUGAACCAGGAGGGACAAUACAGGAAUUAGAUAAGGAUGGAUCUGACUCAGUGCAGCAUUACACAUUUAGACUACAGCACCUGAACCACAGCACGCGGUACUCCACUAGGGGGCGCUGUGCAGUACAGGGGAAUGACUGGGGCCGAUGGACACCACCAAGGCUAUUCACUACAGAGCCUCUAGUGAGCAUAGAUCUGUGGAGACAAAUCAGGGACAAUCCCAAUCGCACCGUCACACUUGUGUGGACCCCUGUCGGCAAUGUCUCAUAUAUUAAAGCCUAUGAAGUGUGUGUGAGCAACAUAAAUCCACAAGGGAGCGUGUGCAUGAAUGUCACGCAGACGGAAGUGGAACUACCGUUAGAUAUCCAUAUGUGUGACAUCACCGUGAGGGCCGUCAUUCAGUCUGGCUUAUCUAUACCAUCCCACAUCACUAUUCCUUCAGCAUACACAGCAGGCAUACUGAAGAAGAAGAGGAUUCAAGGGAAUGAAAAGGGAUUUCAGCUCACCUGGACGAGGGACUCAGCCACCACAUGUGAUUACGUCGUAGAGUGGUGCAUGCUGGGUAGUGCGCCCCCCUGCAUCUUGCAGUGGAGAAAAGUCCCAGCUAAUCAGACCUCCUUAAACCUGAACACAGGGGGUUUUACAGCAGGAGUUCAAUACACAUUUACAGUCUACAACUGUAACUCAGAGGGACACCGACCUCAUGAGAAACAGAUCGGAUACUCAAAAGAACAGGAGCCCACGCAGUACCCUAAACUGGACUCUAACCCAAACAUAACUUGGUCAUCUGUAAACCUGAAAUGGAGUUUCAAUGAGGAGGAUCCGAGUCACGCUGGAUUCAUCAAAGAAUAUGUGAUUAAGGUACAAGAAGAUUCAGAGGCCGGCUACGAUCUCAGUUCCUUCAAACAGUACUUCGCCGAUCCACACAGCAAGUCUUUCACAGUCAGCGGUCUUGAGGAGGACCAGCCGUACACAUUUCACCUGGCAGCAUGUACGAUUGCAGGCUGUGGACCAGAGACCACCGCCACCUUCAGAACCAGAAAGAACUUUUACCUGCUGAUGGCCAAGAUUUCAAUUCCUCUCCUAGUUUUGGUCGGUUGUUGCGUUUGUCUGUGGUCGUACAGAAGCAUGCUAAGAGGAUUUCCAAAAGAAACGUUCGGCUUUCUGCACAUAAAAGCACUGGACCUGGAUGAAGAUCUUUAUGAAGCGAGUGAAAAGAUCCAUUCUCUGAGGAUAGAGGACUGCACAUGGUGUGACGUCGAGAUUUUAGACAUGCCACCCACCGUGGCAGAGAAGACAUGGUUGGCGAGCGCAGAGGAUCUGAGUUGUUCGUUCAUUAGCCCUAAAGUCACGCUGCCCUCUUUCCUAACACCAUCCUGCCAUCUCGCCGCAGACAUAUGUGCAGCCACAGGUCUCACAAACAUGACUUACAUGUCCUGUGUGCAGCAAAACGUGUCUUCAGAGGUGCUGGAGACCCCUGAGACAAAAGCCACAAGACAAGAGUUCUCAGGCUUUUCAAGUGAUUAUGUCACUUCUGUUGCCACAUAAGUCAUGGAAAUUCAGUUAUGUGAUAUUUUAUACACACCAAAGUAAGCAAGCCAGCACUGUUGGUCUUAUCACAAAAAUGUUCAGUAAGAUCAUGACAUCAGGGCCCCUCUUCCUUCUGCAAAACAGCCUUUACUGACAAGAAGUGUUGUGAAAUGCGAUUUUGCAAUAUUUGACCCUUGAGAUUUUGUAAGGUACUUUAACUUUGUUUUGCAUGUUUUGGUAGACCUUUCUGGUCAAAAAGUGUAAAAUGGUCUCUCUUGAGAGAAUGGGUGUUAAUGGGUAACACUUUAGAAUUAGGUUAACAUUAUUUAAUGCAUUAUGUUUCAUGAACUAACAAUGAAUGUCUCUUUAUGCUCACCAUGGCUGCAUUUAUUAGACCUGAAAAUAGAGUAAAAACCGUAAUAUUGUGAAAUAUUAUUACUAGUGCUGUCAACGUUAACGCAUGUGAUUUUUUUCAUUUUAAAGGUGUGGUCACACUGCACUUUUCGUUUGUAAUUUCGCUGCUUUCCAAAGUUCACGUUUGGUGAACUCUGACCUGCAAAUUCGCAUCACGUGAAGAUGUGCGACCAGUAGAAGGUCGAUUCGUCACGGCAUGACCUCUUGGCUGAAUUAAAAGAAUGAUUUUUUUUGCAUUAAUGUUGAGUAGGUUGUAUAUUUUUUUACAUUUUGAAUGUAUUACUAUAUGUUGAAUUCAUGCUUAUAAAAAAGACGCUGUAGAUCGUGAUGUCAUAUCAUGAUCGUUGCCGCAUCCGAUGACAUUCGCACAUUUACCCCCGGUUUCACAGACAAGGCUUAAGCUAGUCCUAGACUAAAAUGCAUGUUUGAGCUGUUUUAACUGAAUGUAACUUGCAAUGACGUAUCUUAAAAUAUGUCAGAGCCAUUAUUUUGUCUUUAGAAAAAAACAUUACUGGUGAACAUCUUGAGUAUGUUUAUAAAAGCUACUUAAAGCUUUUCAACCCUAAUUGAAAUAAGGCCUAAUCCUGGCUUAAGCUGGGUGCACACUGUGCGAUUUAUAAUAGUCCUUUAUGAUUCGUAAAGCUCAGAAGCUUCAUGAAGCAGUGUUUUGAAAUCGGCCAUCACUAGAUAUUGUUGCAAAGUCGUUAUUUUGUUUUUUUGGCACACAAAAAGUAUUCUUGUCGCUUUAUAAUAUUGAGGUAGAACCACUGUAGUCACAUGACCUGCUUUAAAUAUGUUUUUAGUACCUUUAUGGAUCUUGAGAGGUUCAGUGGCUUUGGCCUCACUGAGCCAUCGGAUUUCAUCAAAAAUAUCUUAAUUUGUGUUCCGAAGAUGAACGAAGGUCUUACGGGUGUGGAACGACAUGAGGGUGUGUAAUUAAUGACAGAAUUUUAAUUUUUGGGUGAACGAACCCUUUCAUGUUAAUCAAAGAACAAAGGUAACAGAGAAAAUUACUCACUGCUCUUGACUAAAGAAGUUUUGUAGCUUUAAUAAGGAUUAAUUUAUAUUUAUAAUUUAUGCAGUGCAGACUGGUUGAUAACUUCAAUUUCUGUAUAUUUCCAACCUGUUAGACAUCAUUCUACUAUUCUGAUUUGCUGAUUUGAAACAUUUCUUAUUAUCAAUGUUGAAAACAGUUCUAUGAUGAAUAGAUAGAACAGUAUUUCAAGCAGAAAUCUUUUGUAACAUUAUAAAUGUCUUUUACUGUCAAUUUUGAUCAAUUUAAUGCAUCCUUGCUGAAUAAAAGCAUUAAUAUCUUUAAAAAAAAA